AUGGAGGAGCCGGAGAUGGUCAGAGGUCGCCACGACGGGUGUCUCUUCAUGAAGCUGAGCAACAAGAUGAAGGCAGGUAGACAUGUCGACGUCUUCCUGAUCACGGGGCCACGCGACGAGGUCGACAAGCUGCUGGAGGUCAUGGGCAAAAGGCUGAAACUGUCAGACGUGGUGAAGAUCACCAAGAAUGGAGACCAGGCGACGUUCCUAAGCAUGCAGGUGGAGAAGGUCGAGGACGGCUACACGAUCGGUGGCAAGACGAGCUUGAUCGAUGAUGUCCUGAAGGAGCUGGGCCUGGAGAGCGCUAAGCUAGCAGUGUUGCCCGAGACCAAGAACGAGGUGAACAUGAAACACGACGAGGUGAAACUGGACGCGGCUGGACCUAGCCGCUACAGGGCAUGCGUGGGGAAGUUGCUGCAGUUGGCGAGUCACCGUCCCGACAUUCAACGUGGAGUUGGAGUUCUAAGCCGGGGCAUGUCGGGACUCGCGGAGAAGGACUUGAGGCGGUUGAAGAAGAUGUCUCGGUACCUGGCGGGUACCCUCGACUACAUGAUGCAGCUGAUUGCUAACAAGGGAAGCGUUGCAGUUCAGUGCUGGGUCGACGCCGACUGGGCCGACGACAAGGCGGACAGGAUCUCGUCAAGCGCAGGUAUACUGCAGUACCACGGGUGCACCAUCCCGUCGUGGUCGAGGCAAGAGAAGACAGUGCCGUACGUGAUGAGCGACAGCAGCAGCGCCUUGCACAUCGUGAAGAAGGGGGGGCCAGGAAAGAUGAAGCCCGUGGAUCUCCGUUUCCUGGCGCUGCAGCA
Messenger RNA from Prorocentrum cordatum, 809 nucleotides. The record is from the annotation of a GenBank genome assembly. NCBI's taxonomy places the organism in Eukaryota, Dinophyceae, Prorocentrales, Prorocentraceae.